CUGAACGCGAGGCUCCACCACCGCUGUGCUACUGCCGCAUCUGGACUGUCAAAGCCGCCUCCCUGUGUGCGAACGCGGCAUGCCCCUGUCCAACAGCCCGGCCCAGAGGACGCUUCUUUGGAUUAACUCAACCGAGGGGACGCUAUGUCGGAGGUCCGCAAAUUUACCAAGAGGCUGAGCAAACCGGGGACUGCGGCCGAGGUCAGGCAGAGCGUGUCGGAGGCUGUGAGGAGCACCGUGGAGCUGGUGGAGCAGCCAAAGAUCAUCGAGCCGCUGGACUAUGAGAAUGUGGUGUUCCAGAGGAAAGCCCAGAUCCACAGUGACCCGCACAGGGACCUGCUGCUCUGCCCUGUGGACGAUGUGUCGGAGGUACAGAUUUCCCGUCAGAGGAGGACCGUCGUUCCCUCUGUGCCACAGAACGCUGAACGAGAAGCCAGGAGUCUGUUUGCCAAAGAGUGCAUCAAGAUGUACAACACGGACUGGAAUGUCAUCAACUACAAAUACGAAGCGUACUCGGGAGACUUCCGCAUGCUGCCCACCAAAGGCCUGAAGCCCGACAAGCUGCCGGUCCAAGUAUUUGAGAUGGACGAAGACGCCAAAGAUGAGGACUCGUCAUCGCUGUGCUCGCAGAGAGGAGGCGUCCUCAAGCAGGGCUGGCUGCAGAAAGCCAACAUCAACAGCAGCCUGUCUGUGUCUAUGAGGGUGUUCAAAAGGCGAUACUUCUACCUGUCCCAGCUCCCUGACAGCUCGUACAUCCUCAACUCUUACAAAGACGAGAAGAACUGCAAAGAAACCAAAGGAUCCAUCUACCUGGACUCGUGCAUCGACGUCAUUCAGAGUCCCAAGAUGCGCCGGAACUGCUUUGAGCUGAAGAUGCAGGAGCGCUAUAGUCACUACCUGGCAGCUGACAGCGAGGCGGAGAUGGAGGAGUGGGUGUCCACAUUGAAGCAGGCCCUGAGUAGCGCCGAGGGGACCCCUGACAGGAGGAAUGGGGCCGAACCACUCGACUGUGCCUUGGAUGACGACAGCAGCAGUCAGAGCAAAGGGGAAGGGCUGCUUGAGAACCUGGGGAGGAGCCUGCAUCCGGAGCUCAUGAAGUAUGCCCGUGAGACAGACCAGCUCAAUAAGAUCAACAGGAAUGAGGGCAGACAGAAGCUAUUCUCUCUAGACCCAGAGACACAGAGGCUGGACUUCUCUGGGAUUGAGCCUGAUGUGAAGCCCUUUGAAGAGCGCUUUGGUCGGCGCAUCAUGGUCAGCUGUCACGACCUGACAUUCAGUCUGCAGGGCUGUGUCAGUGACAAGGGGGACGGCAUUCUCACCAAUGUGGAGCCGUUCUUCAUAACCCUGGCUCUGUUUGAUGUGUCCAAAAACUGUAAGAUCUCGGCCGACUUCCAUGUAGACCUGAACCCGUCCGCCGUGAGGGAGAUGCUGAAUGACUCCAGCUCAGGCCAACUCUCCCCUUCCUCCGACUCCUCAGAGGGGGGAGGAGGGGGAGGAGGAGGCGAGGUGGCGGCCAUGUUGUUGAACGGAGACUCUGGUUGCAGGGGAAACAGGUUGCCUGUAGUCCAGAGGGCGGCAGAGGCGGUGCUAAGGUUCCCCACGCAGGGAAUCUUCUCUGUGACUGACCCUCACGCAGACAUCUUCCUGGUGGCACGUGUUGAAAAAGUGUUACAGAAUGGAAUCACUCACUGUGCGGAGCCGUACAUCAAAACAUCUGACAUAACCAAGACUGCUCAGAAGGUGCUCAAGUCAGCCAAGCAGACGUGCCAGCGCUUGGGCCAGUACAGGAUGCCAUUUGCCUGGGCUGCCAAGCAGGUGUUCAAAGAUGGUCAGGGCAGUUUGGAUAUGGAUGGGAAGUUCUCUCCUCUGUAUCGCCAGGACAGCAGCAAGAUCUCCACUGAGGACAUGAUGAAGCUGCUGGCUGACAUCAAAAAACCAGAGAAAAGCAAACUCCAGGCCAUCCCAGGACAACUGAAUGUUACUAUUGAAUGUGUACCUCCGGAUUUCUCAAAUACGGUUACCUCGUCCUACAUCCCAGUCAAGCCAUUUGAGGACAGCUGUGAGCGUGUGUCUGUGGAGGUGGAGGAGUUUCUACCCGAAGAGGCCAAAUACAACUGCCCCUUUACCACCUACAAGAACCAGCUGUACGUGUACCCUCUGCAGCUCAAGUAUGACAACCAGAAGACGUUCACCAAGGCAAGAAACAUAGCAGUGUGUAUCCAGUUCAGAGACUCUGAUGAAGAAGGAGCAACCCCUUUAAAGUGCAUCUAUGGCAAGCCAGGAGACUCACUCUUCACCAGCAGUGCUUACGCAGCUGUUCUGCACCACAAUCAGAGCCCUGAGUUCUACGAUGAGAUCAAAGUUGAACUGCCUGUCCACGUGCAUGAGAAACACCACAUCCUCUUCACUUUCUAUCACAUCAGCUGCGAGUCCAGCAGUAAGACUAGCAGCAAGAAGAGAGAGGGGGUAGAGACACUGGUGGGUUACUCAUGGAUGCCUUUACUCAAAGAUGGAAGGAUGCAGUCUGUGGACAUGCAGUUACCUGUAGCAGCCACUAUACCUCUGGGAUAUCUGUGCCAGGACUCCAAGAAGUCCCAGCCAGACGUCAAAUGGGUGGAAAAUGCCAAACCACUUUUCAAAGUCAGAACUCAUGUAGCAUCCACCAUAUACGCUCAGGACUUGCAUCUCCAUAACUUUUUCCAACACUGCCAACUGAUCAGGAUGACUUCUGAGGGCAGCCCUGCAGAUCUUAUAAAAUACCUGAAGUGCCUGCACGCCAUGGAGACACAUGUGAUGAUCCACUUCCUGCCCACAGUGCUGAUGCAGCUGUUCGAGGUGCUCACCACGGCAACCAAAGAAACCCAGGAGACGGCCGUCAACUCUUUGCGGGUGAUUAUACAUAUAGUGUCCAAAUGCCAUGAAGAAGGGGUGGAACAUUACCUGCGCUCUUUUGUCAAGUACGUCUUUGUAACUAGUCCUUCAUCAGGGAGCUCAUCCAGCACUCAUGAGGUGUUGGCAACUGCUGUCACUGCUGUGCUGAAGCAAACUGCAGACUUCAAUACCAGCAACAAAUUGCUCAAGUAUUCUUGGUUUUUCUUUGAAACAAUGGCUAAGUCAAUGGCUCAGUAUCUACAAGAUGGAAACCGCAUGAAGAUGCCCCGGACUCAGCGGUUCCCGGAGAGCUUCCACCAGGCCCUGCAAUCCCUGAUCCUGUCCAUCAUGCCCCACAUCACCAUCCGACAUUUGGAGAUCCCAGAAGAGGCUCGCGCCGUCAACAUCAGCCUCGCCAACUUCAUCAAGAGGUGCUUGACUUUAAUGAACAGAGGAUUUGGGUUUUCCCUGGUCAAUCAUUACAUGUGUCCCUUCACCUUCAAGGAUCCAAAGGCGCUGUCUGAGAUGAAAUUUGAAUUCCUCAUGACCGUAUGCAAUCACGAGCACUUCAUCCCCCUGAACCUGCCCAUGGCGUUUGGACGCACCAAGCUGCAGAGGGUACAAGAUUUUAUUCCAUAUGCGACGGAGCUUUUUGGGCCUGUAGUAGAGCAGAGUCUGGAGUACAACCUGACGGAGGAGUUCUGCAGAAAUCACUUCCUGGUGGGUUUGUUGCUCAGGGAGGUGGCCGAGGCUCUCCAGCAGGCCCCUGAGGUCCGGCAGCUGGCUGUGAGUGUGCUCAAGAACCUGCUCAUCAAACACGCUAUGGACGACCGCUACACUGCCUUUAAGAACCAACAGGCCAAGAUCUGUCUUCUAUACCUGCCACUGGUGGAGCUUUUGUACCAGAACCUGAAGCAGCUCUCUGCCCAGCCAUACAAUUCCAGCCCUGGACUCAGACUUAACGGCUCCAGAGAUGACCUGAUCUCUACUGGUUCUUCAGAAAGCAGGAGAAUCAGCAGUGCUGUGGACCAGGGUGUGAUGACUCUGAAUGGGCAUGUUAGACGAGAGGACUCCAGAGGAUCACUGUUCAUGGACCCAGGAACUCCAGAUACUGAGCUGCAGAGGCGUGGUUCCACCAUGAGCUGCAGUCCAGCACCUCCUCUGGGCAGGCUGGGCGUGUACGAGAUCAAGGGCCUUCUCCUUUGCUUCCUGCACAUCGCCAAGACCAUAUCAGAAGAUACUUUGACAGCCUACUGGAACAAAGUCAACCCACAAGAUGUUAUGAACUUUCUCAGUCUGCUGGAGGUGUGUAUACUUCAAUUUCGAUAUCUGGGGAAAAGGAAUAUUGGCCGAAGUCAAGAUGUGUGUUUGUCAAAGCUGUUUUCAUUGGAGAGGAAGUCACAGACCAUGCCUGUCAUGAGAUGUAACAGAGCGAGCCUCAUGCAAACCAAGAUCAACCAGUUUAUGGAGGCCUCCCUCACUCUCAAUAUGGGUAGUGGUCUGUCUGAAGCAGAGAUCCACCAUCAGGCUCUGCUAGAGGGGAACAUGUCCACAGAGGUGUGCCUGAGCGUGCUGGACGUGCUCUCUCUAUUCAAUCAGUGUUUCAAGACCCAGCUGCUGGAAAGUGAAGGUCACAACCCCCUGAUGAAGAAGGUGUUUGAUGUCUAUCUGACGUUUCUCCAAAUCAGCCAAUCAGAGACAGCCAUCAGACAUGUGUUCGCCGCCCUCAGAGCAUUCAUCAAUAAGUUUCCGACGGUGCUGUUCAAAGGCCGUGUGACCCUGUGUGAGGCUCUGUGCUGUGAGGUCCUGAAGUGUUGCGUCUCUAAGCUGGCUUUGCUGAGAGCUGAGUCGUCCGCUCUCCUCUACCUGCUCAUGAAGAACAACUACGAGUACACGAAGAGGAAGACCUUCCUCCGCACGCACCUGCAGAUCAUCAUUGCAGUGAGCCAGCUGAUAUCAGAUGUGGCCCUCACCGGCAGUUCACGUUUCCAGGAGUCUUUAUCCAUCAUCAACAACUUUGCAAAUAGUGACAAGGCCAUGAAGUCUACAGCGUUCCCGUCGGAGGUGAAGGGCCUAACCAAACGUAUCCGCACUGUGCUGAUGGCCACGGCUCAGAUGAAGGAGCACGAAAAGGACCCAGAAAUGCUCCUGGACCUGCAGUACAGCCUGGCCCGCUCCUAUGCCAGCACACCCGAGCUCCGGAGGACCUGGUUAGACAGCAUGGCCCGGGCACACCUCAAGAACGGAGACCUGUCUGAGGCUGCUAUGUGCUAUGUCCACAUUGCUGCACUGGUCGCAGAAUACCUGCACAGAAAAAAGCUGUUCCCCAGUGGGCUGGCAGCCUUUAAGAAGAUCACUUUUAAUAUUGACGAGGAGGCAGCUAUGAAGGAAGACACUGGAAUGCAAGACGUCUAUUACUCUGAAGAAGUGUUGGUGGAACAUCUGGAGGUGUGUGUGGAGGCCCUGUGGAAAGCCGAACGUUAUGAACUCAUUACACACAUUGCCAGGCUCGUCAUUCCCAUUUAUGAGAAGCGACAUGACUAUGAGAAACUGAGUCGCCUGUAUGACACACUCCACCGAGCAUACAAUAAGAUCAUGGAGGUGAUCCAGUCCGGGCGCAGGCUGCUGGGGACCUACUUCAGAGUGGCCUUCUAUGGACAGGGUUUUUUCGAAGAGGAAGACGGCAAAGAAUACAUUUACAAAGAGCCAAAGUUGACAGGUUUGUCCGAGAUCUCCCAGAGGCUUCUUAUGCUGUACGGCGAGAAGUUUGGGCCUGAAAACGUCAAGAUCAUUCAGGACUCAAAUAAGGUCAACACCAAAGAGCUGGACCCCAAGUGCGCGUACGUGCAGGUGACAUUUGUGAAGCCGUAUUUUGAUGAGAAGGAGGCCCCAGAGAAGAAGACGGAUUUUGAAAAAUGUCACAAUAUUAAUCGCUUUGUAUUCGAGACUCCAUAUACUCUGUCGGGCAAGAAGCAUGGAGGGGUGGAGGAGCAGUGCAAGAAGAGGAUAGUACUCACAACUGGCAGUACCUUCCCAUACGUGAAAAAGCGUGUGGAGGUGGUCGGGGAGAGGCAGAUGGACCUUAAACCAGUAGACGUGGCCAUAGACGAGAUGAAGGCCCGCACCGCGGAACUGACCAAACUCUGCUCCAGUCAGGAAGUAGACAUGAUCCAACUCCAGCUCAAACUGCAGGGUUGCGUGUCAGUCCAGGUUAACGCAGGUCCCAUGGCGUACGCUAGAGCCUUCCUGGAUGACAGUAAAUCCAGUCAUUCCGGCAACAAGAAGGUCAAAGAGCUCAAGGAUAUUUUUAGGCGCUUUGUGGAGGCCUGCAGUGUGGCUCUAGAUAUAAAUGAACGUCUGAUUAAAGAGGACCAGUUUGAGUACCACGAGGGCCUCAAGUCUAACUUUAAAGAGAUGGUCAAAGAGCUGUCAGAAAUCAUCCAUGAACAGAUCUACCAAGAGGAUAUGCUCCGCUCGCUGCUCCACAACUCCCUCCAAGUGUUCCGGGUCAUUAGUGGCACAAAUCUGGGCUGAUGUCUGAUACGGUCUCAUCUACAUCCACAGUGUUGUUCUUCAAUUACAGUGUAAAAGAAUGUACCCCAGCUCCACCUCUGUGCAUGAAGGUGUGACUCAGGGUGACACUGCACUUUUUCUGCCUUUAUUGACAAUGAACAUAAUAACUCUCGUGGUAAAUCAUGUAGGAUCUAUGCAACAUACCUCUCGCUGGAUUUCAAACUAUCAUUUGCAACCAGCGUCUUAACAAAGCUACUUAUUGUGUUAUUUGGCUAAGUUCUGCAAGAUCCUGGCUGUCCAUGAUUAUUGCUAAAUGAAAUGCAUUAAAAUCUCAUGAAGAAAUGCGAACAGAAAUAAGUUUAGGAGCCUAUGGUUUUGCAAAUCUCCGUUACAUUUAUUAGAUACACAACCUACAAGCCUAAAAUGUUUACAAUUGUUCACUCUAUUUUCAUUCAGUAUUAGACAAACAAAACUCCCUUUCCUCACAGGUCAGUCUAGUAAACUAUGGAGUCCUGGCUGGCCAGGCAACUAAUAUUAUAUUUGAUGAAUACAUUAGACUAUAGGUUUCAGAAAUGAACACAGUAGAAAUAAAAAAAAAAUAAAAUAAAAAAAAAACAUGAUAGUGGGAUACUAUAAGAAUUGUUAUUGGUAUUUUGCUAAACUAUCAAUGAAAAGCCAAAACAUAUAUGAAAUGGUAAGUUUUCAUGUAUUUUAUGUCGAAGAGAAGAGAAUUGUCUAUUUACAAAGAUGGCUUUAUAUCUUCAUAAUGUCAUUCUCAGUAUGAUUUCAGUAGCAAAGUGACCCUUCCUGCAUUAUAUUUUCUAGAAUCAGUUUAGUUUCUCUUUAGUUUAGAUCCUAUUCUAAACCACACCAAGCGAUUUGUGAGAUUUUAAUGCAUUCAUCCCAUAUCCAUCUUGCAAGAAUUCCUAGUCAUGUGUUUCAACUGUUUGUAUUGUAAUGCUUUUUGGUUCAUUGAAUGAGUGUAGCUACUUUCCUAUCCCCACGUUUGGCAAUGUCUGUGUUAUCAUGUCAUUAUAAGUGAACUCUUUUGGCAAAUAUGUGAGAGAAGACAAUGCAAUAGCAGUAAGGAUUACCAUUUUCCGUUUGUGAUGUUAUAAUAAGCAAUUGCAGCUGUGCGGACAAUAAUUUUUAAUUAAGAGUGUAGGUGAAGAUUUCCUCUCAUCUGUGCCUUUUGAGCUCUGCCUUCCAAGUAAUGCUGGUUAUUCCCAAAACCUCCCAAGUGCUACACUGAAACUAGAUGAUAGAUUUAUAAUUAACUGUACAUAACUGUGCUGUACAUGUGUGUCCAUGUAUGUUUGUAUGUAUUGUAUGUAGUAUUUAAAUGUAGUAUUUAAAUUUGUAUUUAAAUACUACGAAGAGUGUAGUAUGUAAGUACUAAGAGUAUUUAAAUUUGUAUUUAAAUACUACUAUUACUACUACUAAAUGGUAGUAUUUACUACGAAAUACUUAAAUACUGCUAAUACUCUUGACUCUUCCGUGCACAUUAGUUGCAGCAGAGAUUCCCCCUUUACUUGCAUUUCACGUCAAGGUGCAGCUGCUCUUCCAGCUUAAUUUUUAAAGCCCGUUUUCAAUAAAAUAUGGAAAAUCUAA
This is a messenger RNA of Periophthalmus magnuspinnatus, 7995 nucleotides long. It is a transcript of the gene dock11, whose product is annotated as dedicator of cytokinesis 11. Lineage: Eukaryota; Metazoa; Chordata; Actinopteri; Gobiiformes; Gobiidae. The record is from RefSeq and is a predicted model, not a curated record. Gene Ontology annotation, molecular function: guanyl-nucleotide exchange factor activity. Bases 145 to 6405 code for a protein of 2086 amino acids. Gene Ontology annotation, biological process: small GTPase-mediated signal transduction; positive regulation of filopodium assembly; positive regulation of GTPase activity. The transcript has 54 exons.